Messenger RNA from Pistacia vera, 2913 nucleotides. Its product is annotated as protein ENHANCED DISEASE RESISTANCE 2. NCBI's taxonomy places the organism in Eukaryota, Viridiplantae, Streptophyta, Magnoliopsida, Sapindales, Anacardiaceae. The transcript has 22 exons. Bases 580 to 2757 code for a protein of 725 amino acids. Gene Ontology annotation, molecular function: lipid binding. The record is from RefSeq and is a predicted model, not a curated record.
AUCUCUCCUUAAAACUGCCGUCUCGUGAUCAUUUUGCUCAACGUCGUCGUAUUAUAGCUUCUUCAACCGAUCUCUGCAUAUCAAACCUCACUAAUUCACAAAUGCUCGCUCGAUUAUUUAUUUUAAUAUUAUUCUUUCUAAAAGAAUCGUCUUGGAAAUAAUUUAAAAAAAAAAAAACACGCAGAUAUCUUUUUUUCCUCGCCGAUAAUUUACGUAGAUCGUGCUUGCGUCUCUCCCUCAAUUUGAUUCAUUUUUACUUUUACAAUAUCUCUCUUUCGUUUUCUUUUUUCCCUCUGAAAAUUUACGCAAUGUGGAAAUUUGAAUUCUAGGUUUGAUUUUCUCAACGUGUUCUUCAAUGAGGAUUCAGAUUGAAUUAACGGAAUCGCCGAUUUUCCGAUUCUGAUAGUAAAGAUGAGCUAUCAAGUGACAUAGUUUAGACUGAUCUCGCGGAAUCAAGGAUUGUCUUCUAAUCUCCCGAUUCUGCGAGAUUUUCUGUUUUUUUUUAUUUUUUUAAAUCUUUUUUAUAGAACAAGGUUUUCAAUUUUUAGAGAGUAAAUUUGGCGGGGUGUGAGGGCAAAAAUGUCAUCGAAGGUGGUGUACGAAGGAUGGAUGGUGAGGUAUGGAAGGAGGAAGAUCGGGAGAUCAUUUAUUCAUAUGCGGUAUUUCGUGCUCGAGUCUCGCCUUCUGGCUUACUACAAGAAGAAACCUCAAGAUAAUCAGGUUCCCAUCAAGACCUUGUUAAUUGAUGGAAAUUGUCGCGUUGAGGAUCGAGGCUUGAAGACUCAUCAUGGACAUAUGGUUUAUGUUUUGUCUGUAUACAACAAGAAAGAGAAGUACCAUAGAAUCACGAUGGCAGCAUUUAAUAUUCAAGAGGCAUUAAUAUGGAAGGAAAAAAUUGAGCUUGUAAUUGAUCAGCAUCAAGAUUCACAAGCUGCAAAUGGUAACAAAUAUAUUUCUUUUGAAUAUAAAUCUGGGAUGGAUAAUGGGAGGACUGCUUCGUCUUCAGACCGUGAAAGCCAGUUUAGUGCACAGGAAGAUGAAGAUGAUGCAAAUCCAAAUUUGAUGCGGCGAACAACAAUUGGAAAUGGUCUUCCUGAUUCGAUAUAUGACUGGACGCGGGAGGUUGACUCAGAGUUAUCAAACCAGAAUGCAAAUAAUCAAGCAUUUUCUCGAAAGCAUUGGCGUCUUUUGCAGUGCCAAAAUGGACUCCGCAUUUUUGAAGAGCUUCUUGAAGUUGAUUACCUUCCGAGAAGCUGUAGCAGAGCAAUGAAGGCUGUAGGUGUUGUGGAGGCUUCAUGUGAAGAACUAUUUGAGCUUGUUAUGAGCAUGGAUGGAACACGAUUUGAGUGGGAUUGCAGUUUCCAGUACGGUAGCUUAGUUGAAGAGGUUGAUGGGCAUACAGCUAUACUCUAUCAUAGACUUCAGCUGGACUGGUUCCCUAUGUUUGUGUGGCCUCGGGACCUUUGCUAUGUGCGCUAUUGGCGUAGAAAUGAUGACGGGAGUUACGUUGUGCUGUUCCGUUCUAGGGAGCAUGAGAACUGUGGUCCACAACCAGGAUAUGUGCGAGCUCACGUCGAGAGUGGAGGGUUCAAUAUUUCUCCACUGAAACCUCGAAAUGGGAAGCCCAGAACACAGGUGCAGCACCUUAUGCAGAUUGAUCUUAAAGGAUGGGGUGCGGGUUAUAUUUCAAUGUUUCAACAACACUGUCUUCUUCAGAUGUUAAAUAGUGUUGCUGGUCUGCGUGAAUGGUUUGCUCAAACGGAUGAAAGGGGUGCUCCUCCAAGAAUCCCUGUUAUGGUCAAUAUGGCUUCAGCUUCUGUUUCUUCUAAGAAGAAUCCAAAGCUGCAUGAGUCAUCUGUUCAUCCUACCCAAUCUCUUGAUCAGAUGACUUCUGCGGGCAGAAACUCUAUGAUGGAUGAAUACUCUGAUGAGGAUGAAGAAUAUCAAAUAGCCGAUUCAGAACAAGAGGCAUACCAAACAAAGAAUGAGAAUGACAUCAAGAGAACAGCCUUGGAAGAAGAGCCAGUCCAUCGGAUUGAUUUAUCUUGUUUUUCGGGAAAUCUGCGACGUGAUGACCGUGAUAAUACUCGUGACUGCUGGAGAAUUUCUGAUGGAAACAAUUUCAGAGUUCGUAGCAAGCAUUUUUGUUAUGACAAAACAAAGAUUCCUGCAGGGAAACAUUUAAUGGAUCUUGUUGCAGUUGACUGGUUCAAAGACACAAAGAGGAUGGACCAUGUUGCUAGGCGCCAAGGAUGUGCUGCACAAGUUGCUUCAGAACAAGGGCUUUUCUCAGUGGUCUUUAAUCUUCAAGUUCCUGCUUCAAUGCACUACAGUAUGGUAUUUUAUUUUGUGACUAGGGAAUUAGUACCCGGAUCCCUUCUACAACGGUUCAUUGAUGGUGAUGAUGAAUUUCGCAACAGUAGACUGAAGCUUAUCCCUUCGGUUCCUAAGGGAUCAUGGAUUGUGCGCCAGAGUGUUGGAAGCACCCCUUGUUUAUUGGGAAAAGCAGUUGAUUGCAACUACAUUCGUGGUCCCAAGUACUUAGAAGUUGACGUUGACAUUGGUUCUUCUACUGUUGCUAAUGGGGUUUUGGGCCUUGUGAUUGGUGUGAUCACGACAUUGGUGGUUGAUAUGGCUUUCCUUGUACAGGCAAAUACAACAGAUGAAUUACCAGAAAGGCUGAUUGGCGCAGUACGUGUUUCUCAUAUAGAGCUGUCGUCUGCAAUAACCCCGACGCUAGAACCAGAUACAUCAUGACAGAAACAAUUUACCUCAGCUGAUUUAUUCCACCAAAAAAAAAAAAAAAAAUCAUUUGUUUAGGUAUAUUCAUGUAUUUUGAUCCCAUUUUCAUUGUAAUUUCUCAUUUACUUUAAUGGAAGUCAUUGGUGUUUCUGGAUGGGCUAUUGCCUUGGG